ACCAUUUGACUUAAUUUUUAUUUAAAUGGUCACCUUUUCCCAUUUAAAUAUUAUUUAAAUACGAUGAUAUACAGCUAUGUUCACGUUUUUCUAUCAGCUGAUUUGAAAGUAGCAGAAGAUAAAUAUAUUGUAAAAAAUGGAAUCUGAAGACGAAAGUGAUAUGGAGUGCGAAAUUUUAAUAAAUAAUUUUAUAAAUCGUCGUCCUCGUAUAAUGAGGGAACGACGUAAUUGUUUUACAUAUUAUGAUGAAGUCGACUUUCGGUAUAGGUUUCGUUUGACUAAACAAUCAGCUUGGAUGGUACUUGAACUGAUUAGGAACGAAAUUCGGCACAAAACUAACAAAAACGGUGCGAUCUCUCCCGAAGUAAUGCUUUUAUUAACACUGCGUUUCUUUGCAACUGGCUGCAUGCAAAGAACUGGCGGUGACCUGUGUGGCGUUUCAAAAAGUUCUUCCUGUCGCGCAAUAAGGAGAGUGUGUCACAACAUUGCAUUGUUAAGACAACGAUUUAUAAAAGUCCCCUUGGAAUUAGAAAUCCAAAGAGAAAUUCAGAGACAAUUUUAUAAAACGGCAAAGUUUCCACGCGUGCUAGCUGCCAUGGACUGCACACAUAUAAGAGUACUAUCUCCAGGUGGGGAUGAAGCGGAACUCUUCCGAAACCGAAAGAACUACUUUUCAAUUAAUGUGCAAACGCUUUGUGACAGCAAGCUGAACAUCAUGGACAUCGUAGCCCGUUGGCCAGGAUCGUCACAUGACGCAAUAAUACUUAAAAAUUCAAGAAUAUUUAGCCGAUUUGAAGCAGGGGAGUUCGGGAAUGCAAUAGUCGUUGCCGACAGUGGCUACCCUUGCAAUCGGUGGAUAAUGACACCUUUGUUAAAAGUACAAACUCCGGCUGAGGCGUUAUAUAACGAAUCGCAAAUCAGAACUCGUAAUUGUAUUGAACGUCAAUACGGUGUGUGGAAACGAAGAUUUCCAGUUCUUGCGCUGGGAAUACGAAUGAAUCUCAGGGAAGUGGAAUGUAUAAUCGUUGCAACCGCAGUUUUACAUAACAUUUGCAACUUAAACAACGAUUGUGUCGCACCAGCAGUCUACGAAAAUGAAAUAAAUAAUAUCAUCGAUGCAAUUGUUGAAGUACCCACAAUCUCAACUUCAGGUCGAAAUGACAAUUUAUAUAGAAACCAUAUAAUACAAAACUAUUUCGAAUGCUUGUAAAUUUCUUUUGAUUAUUAAAAAA
Messenger RNA from Rhagoletis pomonella (apple maggot), 1232 nucleotides. Its product is annotated as putative nuclease HARBI1. Lineage: Eukaryota; Metazoa; Arthropoda; Insecta; Diptera; Tephritidae. The coding region runs from base 137 to 1210 and encodes 357 amino acids. The transcript is spliced from 3 exons. The record is from RefSeq and is a predicted model, not a curated record.